This is a messenger RNA of Sinocyclocheilus grahami, 818 nucleotides long. It is a transcript of the gene mrps7, whose product is annotated as mitochondrial ribosomal protein S7. The transcript is spliced from 5 exons. Gene Ontology annotation, biological process: translation. The record is from RefSeq and is a predicted model, not a curated record. NCBI's taxonomy places the organism in Eukaryota, Metazoa, Chordata, Actinopteri, Cypriniformes, Cyprinidae. The coding region runs from base 45 to 731 and encodes 228 amino acids.
UCAGCCAAGCUGAUCUGAGACAACCCUAGUAUACCAUUCUAAACAUGGCAGCCUCCGUCAGAUAUUUACUGAAACCUUGGACACCGAGUCUGUGUUUGGUGAGGUGGAGUCGGUAUAAUCCAUACUAUCUGGAUCCAGAUCCCAGUAAAGAUGCUCGUGUCCCAGAAUCAGAACUCAGUCCUGAAGAUAAAGAGCUGCAAGAACUGAAAACAGUGAGACCGAUAAAAGCAGCGCUGGCAAGCGACUCCAGCUCUGCUUUCAAUGACCCUCUGAUCAGCAAGUUCAUCAACAUGAUGAUGCAAGAUGGCAACAAAAUCCUUGCUAGAGGAAUCAUGACACAGACGCUGGAGACCAUAAAGAGAAAGCAGGUGGAGAAAUACCACAAAUCUCCAGCAGCUAAGAGAGAAGCGAUCGAGUGUAAUCCAUACACCGUCUUCCAUCAGGCACUAGAGAACUGCAAACCCAUCAUUGGCCUGGCCAGUGUACAGAAAGGAGGCAAGUCUUAUCAGGUGCCCGUCCCUCUCACGGAUAAUCGGCGGCGUUUUCUGGCCAUGAAAUGGAUUAUCACAGAAUGCAGAGACAACAAGCACCGUCGCACACACAUGUAUGAGAAACUCUCGCAGGAGCUGCUGGCCGCCUUCGCUAACGAGGGAAAUGUAGUGAAACGCAAACACGACCUUCACAAGAUGGCCGAAGCCAACAGGGCAUAUGCACACUACCGCUGGUGGUAGAGAGAGGACGUUUGGACUCCUAGUUCACCCACAGACGUGAUUUGUUUUGGACUGACAGCAUCAGGAGUUUGGGAUGGAUGGGCAUCA